AUGGAGGACCAGGUCCACCUGAUGUCGGCUCAUAUUGGACUAACUGGACUGUCUCAGGAGGAUGCAGGUGAUCCUGACGACAUAAGGAAACAUCCUAACUUCGGCCAGCCGCAGCAGCACUUUGGUGACAUCCUCCAGCAGAUCAUGGCCAUCACAGAGGAGAGGCUGGACGAGGCCCAGGCCAGGAAACACGCUCUAAACUACCACAGAAUGAAACCAGCCCUCUUCAGUGUCCUGUGUGAGAUGAAAGAAAAGACAGCCCUGAGUAUCCGAGGCAUCCAAGAAGAGGAGCCUCCAGACCCUCAGAUCAUGCGACUGGACAACAUGCUGUUAGCGGAGGGGGUUGCGGGUCCUGAGAGGGGCGGGGCCUCUGCAGCGGCAGCAGCUGUUGCAGCAGCGGCUGGAGGAUCGCCCGAUGAUGGGAACUUUGAAGACGCAGACUACAGAGAGAAGCUUGCUCAGAUACGACAGAUCUACCACACUGAGCUGGAGAAAUAUGAACAGGCCUGCAGUGAAUUCACCAACCAUGUGACGAACCUGCUGAGGGAACAGUCCCGCACACGACCCACCUCACCCAAAGAGAACGAGCGACUGGUGGAGAUCAUCCACCGCAAGUUCAGCGCUAUCCAGUUGCAGUUAAAGCAGAGCACAUGUGAAGCUGUCAUGAUCCUCCGCUCCAGGUUCCUGGAUGCCAGGCGGAAACGGAGAAACUUCAGCAAGCAGGCGAUAGAGAUUUUAAAUGAAUAUUUUUACUCCCACCUGGCAAACCCCUACCCCAGUGAGAAGGCCAAGGAGGAGCUGGCCAAGAAGUGCUCCAUCACUGUUUCUCAGGUGGCCAACUGGUUCGGAAACAAGAGGAUUCGGUACAAGAAGAACAUCCUAAAGUUCCAGGAGGAGGCUAAUCUGUAUGUCAUGAAAACAGCUGUGGAUGCUGCUAGUGUUUCUUCACAGACUAGCCAAGCCACCUCCCCAGCCACACCAAACUCAGCCUUUGAGGAACCAUCUUCUCACUUUCUCCAUGUUGCUGGUGGCUGGCAGGACAGUGAUGAUCCCUCCUCCCACCUCCCCUCACCCGAGCACCAGGCAGGUUGUGCUGUCACCUCCACCUGAUGUUGUGCUGUCCCCUCCCUACUCCUCAUCCUGCUCCUCGAUCUAAUACAAACUCAGACUGUAGGCUGACCUCCAGCUGAGCCAUAAUCAGACUCUCCAACUCCUUUUUAAAACAUUGUUUUUUUGGUGCUGAUCCUAUCCUCUGCCUCUCUCUACGAGUUUUUCACCCUUUCACAUUUAAACAAAUAAUAAUACAUAAUAAUUACUCGUCACAUUUUUAUUCUCAUUAAAAAAUAGGUCACUGAUGACAACAAUUUUUUUCUAAGAAAUACUGCUUCACUAUUAAGGGUUGUGGACUAUGUAGUCAUGUUUAGAUGUUGAAUUAGGAUAGUCUUUUUUUCUUUUUCUUUUUUUUCUUUUAUUCCUUUUUUACAUUUUUUAUAAGAAAAAUGUUGUGAUAGAAAAUGUACAAGCGCAGCGCAACA
Messenger RNA from Seriola dumerili (greater amberjack), 1535 nucleotides. RefSeq names its product pre-B-cell leukemia transcription factor 1-like. The coding region runs from base 1 to 1110 and encodes 369 amino acids. Lineage: Eukaryota; Metazoa; Chordata; Actinopteri; Carangiformes; Carangidae. The record is from RefSeq and is a predicted model, not a curated record. Gene Ontology annotation, biological process: brain development; eye development; embryonic organ development. Gene Ontology annotation, cellular component: nucleus. Gene Ontology annotation, molecular function: RNA polymerase II cis-regulatory region sequence-specific DNA binding; DNA-binding transcription factor activity, RNA polymerase II-specific. The transcript has 8 exons.